Brenthis ino (lesser marbled fritillary) is the source of this 3201-nucleotide messenger RNA. Lineage: Eukaryota; Metazoa; Arthropoda; Insecta; Lepidoptera; Nymphalidae. The record is from the annotation of a GenBank genome assembly.
AUGCCGCUGCCAAAGCGCUGUGUGGAGCCGGUGCACGUGUCGCGCGGCACUGUACCCGAGCGCCUCACCGUGCCUUCGGAACUCGAAGCCGUCACCAACGGGACACUCGCGAAUACUGUCAGACAGUUAUCAUCAUUGUCUAAGCAUGCGGAGGACAUGUUCGGAGAGCUGACGCGCGAGGCGACGGGCUUGGCGGAAAGGACGAACGUACUACAGGCGAGAAUAGAUAGGCUCGCUAUAAAAGUUACACAGCUGGAUUCUGGAGUCGAAGAAGUAUCGCUCCAAGACAUCCAAAUGAGAAAGGCCUUCCGUUCGUCCCGCACUUUCCAACAACAGCUGUUCUCACGGACAACUAUGCCUUCAGCGAUGUUAGCUACAUACGCGCGUUGCGACCGACCGCCGCCACUAGAGAAACUAAACGAGUUUAGAGAUGAUGGUCGAGAUGCUAGAAAGUUCUACACUGAUCCAGAUUACUUCUUCGAACUGUGGCGCAGGGAGAUGUUGCAGGAUACUGAGAGGAUUCAGCACGAUAGGGGGAAGAAGGUGCGUCAGCCCCGCAGCGGCGCGGACGGGCGCGGCACGCGGCGCGUGCGCGUGCCGCACUCCACGCGCGACCGCCAGAAGGCGGAGGUGGUGACGCGCGGCGAGCACAUCAUGGCGCCCAACCAGCUCAGGAGAUACAACAUUGAACAGUAUCGACCCGACCCGCUCUAUCAGACAACAACAGUAACCGACGGAGGAUAUCGAGCUCCCCAAAACCAAAGGCCGCCGUCGUCACAGCCCGCCAGACCAAACUCCAUCGAAAUAGAGAACCAGCAGAAUAGAAGACUCACUGGGAAUGGACAUGUAAUGGGAGAGGAGAGUCCAUACGGGCCGGUAGAGCCGAUAUACGGCGGCAGUAUCGCGGGCACGCCGCGCCGCGCGCGCCCCUCCAUCCCGCCGCCCGCGCCGCCCGCGCCCCUGCAGCCGGACACGCCCCCGCACCAUACGCCUACUAGAUCAACACUGCCACCGCCUCCACCGCCGCCUGAGAGCACGUCGCCGCCGCCCGUCCUCAACGGCGCGUCGCCCCCGCACCGCACCGCCCUCGACGCACACCUCGAUCAGAUGCAUGCUGUUAUCGGGAUGAUGUCGAACGAGGACCUCCCACCGCGCGCUCCUACGCCUCCGCCCGCGCCGCCGGCUCCUCCCCCGCCGGAGGAGGAGCGCCCCAGGCCUCCGUCGCCGGCCUCGCUCCUGCGCGGCGCCUCCGCCCUGAAGCCCCCGCGCCCCGCGGCCGACCCCGCGCCCGAUCCGCGCUCGGAUCUGCUCAAGGCUAUACGUGAAGGUAUAAAACUCCGCAAAGUAGAGAAGCGUAGUGAAGAGAACACGGGCAAGUACGACACGCUGCGGGGAGUGCCCGCGUUGCUCGAUGUCGCCUCCAUCUUGGCGCGGCGGGUGGCGGUCGAGCAGAGUGACACCUCCUCAAACGACUCCGACUCCGACUACGAUGAGGAUGAUGGUCACAUCCAAAUCAAACACCCACCAACCACACAGAAUGAUAUCACGCAAGAUGAGUGCUAUGUGAGAAAUUCCUCAUUUCUAAGUCGAGAUAUUGAAGCGCAGAAAAUUAAAGUUGAAAAGAGCAGUCCGCCCAAAAAUGUACCACCACCACGGAAGAGUAGUCUCAUCAAGGAGAUUUCGAAGGAUGGUUCCAGCAGUUCUAAUUCCCCUGCAGUUAAAACGCCGUCGCCGCCUGAUAUGAAAGUGUGCUCACCGCCUAAGGAGGUGGUUAAUAAAAUUAAUCAUCUUCCAUCAUUCAGAAAUGAAGUGAAACAGAUACAGAAAAGUGAAGUCAUUUCACCGCCGGUUAGUAAAGUUACAUCUCCGCCGCUCAAAAAGAUAGUGUCGCCGCCAUCGAAUAGAGAUUCCCCUCCUUCAACUAAAAGUGAGGUAGUUUCACCCCCAUUUAAUAAGGGUGUGACGUCCCCACCCAUAAAUUCUUUUAAGUUUAACAAAACUGAUUCUAAAUCAGAUGAAAAUAUCCUCGCAAACAAGAAGAAAGAAACAAUACUAGCAAAAGAAGCUCCUAUUAAGUCGGAGAAACUGUCGUUAAUAACAACUUCAAAUGAAAUUUCAGAUAAAGUAACAGAGAGUGACGCUAACACUAAUGCUAAUAAUUCUAAUAAUAAAACUGGUGAUGUAGAAAACGGAGAUAAAACUGUGAAAGUUGCCGAAUCAAAUGGAGUAGGAGAUAAGAUAAGGAAAUUCGAGAAAGCAGCAGAAGAUGCCAGUGCAAAUGCUGGAAGGUUAUCCCGACCAGGCUCAGUUCGUGGCCGCUCUCGUACUGACAGGCUUGGUUCCGAUAGCAAAGAAGAUCUGCCACCUCCUGCCACGCCCUUCAAAGAUCACGUGUUUUUUGAUCUUGGGUAUACUGAUAAAAGUACCACAGAACCUCACGUCCCAAACAAUACAGAGCCACAAGAGAAGCAAAUCGUAACUAAAGGUUUAGUAAACUCGGCAGCACUAAAAUGGCAGCGUAAUGAAGCACCCGAAGAGAAGAUACAAAAACCCGAACCGCAGAAAAUUAUCAAGCCCGAGUUUAAACCGAUGCCGUCUCCCGUAGACGUGACUAUCAGGUCGCCCAGCCUUGGCUCUAAACUGCCAGACCAGUUUCCUUCCCAUGGAACCGCUUUCCGCAAUGUAGCAUCCCCUGACACUGCCCGUCCUUCACACAAAGUCAACGAAGAUGUAAAUACUCAAAAUUAUAAAUGUAAACUUAAAAAUAAAGAGAAGUACUCCGUCAGCAAAGGGUCAAGCUACUUCACGAGAGGAUCAGAAGAAAUAUGGCUCGUAAAGAAGAAGGAUAUAGAGGAAAUUGAGGAGAGAGUUCUGGACUCGUUUCGUCGUGCUGGAGGGAAUAUGUGCAUGAGAAGUGAAUCGAUGCGGCCUUCGUCUGAUAGUGGGCAAAGCACAGCGUUUACACACGCUACAAUGGGUCGUACAAAACGGCAAAUGUACGGUCGGAGCGAGUCCCUAGACCCUCAGUGGGCUGGAACUAGAGCGCAAACCUUAAAACGUCAGUCUUCAGUAGCGUGCACAUGCGGCCAUGAUAAGAAGACUCGAGCCAAAAGCGUCGACACCAACCCCCGACCCCGCUCCCGCUCACACGGCGACGACAACAACCAGGCCCAUGUCCUAGACAAGUAUGAGACCCUGGUA